CAUUGUAAAACUCUCAUUUCUCUGCGCCUGUGGCCUCUGCCAGCCAGCGGUGGGGAGCCUCUGGGGAGUGGGAGGGAGGAAGGGAGAGAAGGGGGGAGCACUCCUUCCUGCCCUCCCCACCUCUCCGCGGCCUGGGAAAAGGCAGCAUAUUGAGGCGCGGGGCUCUCAGCAUCAGGCCCCGGGAUGCUAAUGAGGGCGAGCGCGUUCCCACAGCCCGGACAUUGUGCCGCGCGGCCCACCUGCUCCUCGGGGAGCGACCAUUGUGCCCGCGCCAAUUCACAGGCAAUUUAGCGUGCGCUAAUGGGCCGGCGCCUUUGUGCGGCCGGCGCCGCCAUUGGCCGCCGAGUGUGGGAACGGCCGCGGCACCCGGACCCCAGGCGCCGAGCCACUGCCCGCGCCUAUAUAGGGCUGGCGUGCUGGGGUCCGGGCCGCGCCAGCCCAGGACGCCUGGCUCUACACGCUCCGCUCCGCUCGCCAAUCGCCUCCAGAGCUCCAGGCAUGGCCCCAAGUACCGUGGCGGUGGAGAUGCUCAGUCCCAAGGAGAAAAACCGACUGCGGAAGCCGGUGGUGGAGAAGAUGCGUCGGGACCGCAUCAACAGCAGCAUAGAGCAGCUGAAGCUGCUGCUGGAGCAGGAGUUCGCGCGACACCAGCCCAACUCCAAACUGGAGAAGGCCGACAUCCUGGAGAUGGCCGUCAGCUACCUAAAGCACAGCAAAGCCUUCGCCGCGGCCGCCGGCCCCAAGAGCUUGCACCAGGACUACAGUGAGGGCUACUCGUGGUGCCUGCAGGAGGCGGUGCAGUUCCUGACCCUGCACGCCGCCAGCGACACGCAGAUGAAGCUGCUUUACCACUUCCAGCGACCCCCAGCUCCAGCCGCGCCUGCCAAGGAGCCCCCGGUGCCCGGCGCUGCGCCCCAACCGGCGCGCUCAUCCGCGAAGGCGGCUGCCGCCGUUUCCACCUCGCGCCAACCCGCCUGCGGCCUCUGGAGGCCCUGGUGACCCAGCGGCCGAUGGGUGCCUGGAGCAGACCAGAGGACAAGCUCAGUCCUCUGGAUGUGGGAAGACAUUCCCCAGCCACUGUUCAGCCCCAGGUUGGCCGCUACCUUCUUCCGAAGGCUCCCUCCCCAGGCUGGCUGGCCAGCAGGAGGGUCAUUCUUAGAGAAUGUGUGUGCAGAGUUGUUAUUUGGGGAUAAUCAGGGCCCACCCUCUGCCACCUGUCCAACCCUGUGGGGUUGUUUUGUGUUUGCAUUUCAGCAAGUGACUUCUGCGAAGUUUCCGGUCACCACCGGGGGUUCUAUGAUAUUUGUAGAGUCGGGGGUUGGCUCACCCCAGCCCGUAGAGGACUUUCUUCAGGGCCCGCUGCUGCUGGGCAAGCACCCUGCAGGCGGGCUGUGCCCUGGGCACAUUUGCCUUUUGUGAAGGCGGAACUGCAGGUGUUUCCUCAUAGGAAAGCACCCUGCGUGGGCGUAGGGCCCAUGGGACCUCAUCUUAAGGUCCGCAUGGCCUUGGCUGUCUGAUGCACGCUCACAGUGGGCUGUCUGGGAGGGUGGGGAUCUCCAGGACGAUCCUUAAAGGAUUCCUUUGUAUGGGUGGGUGCAUGUGGGCACGAUUUUGUACUUAGAAUUUGAACUCUUGGUCAUGUGGGAGAACACGGGCUGUUCUGAAGGCUUCAAAUAAAAUAUCAAGCCCUCCA
This is a messenger RNA of Apodemus sylvaticus (European woodmouse), 1693 nucleotides long. It is a transcript of the gene Hes5, whose product is annotated as hes family bHLH transcription factor 5. Gene Ontology annotation, molecular function: protein dimerization activity; RNA polymerase II cis-regulatory region sequence-specific DNA binding; DNA-binding transcription factor activity, RNA polymerase II-specific. The record is from RefSeq and is a predicted model, not a curated record. NCBI's taxonomy places the organism in Eukaryota, Metazoa, Chordata, Mammalia, Rodentia, Muridae. The transcript is spliced from 3 exons. Gene Ontology annotation, cellular component: nucleus. Gene Ontology annotation, biological process: regulation of transcription by RNA polymerase II; regulation of neurogenesis; anterior/posterior pattern specification. The coding region runs from base 301 to 999 and encodes 232 amino acids.